This is a messenger RNA of Ochotona curzoniae (black-lipped pika), 2062 nucleotides long. It is a transcript of the gene SLC25A28, whose product is annotated as solute carrier family 25 member 28. Gene Ontology annotation, biological process: iron import into the mitochondrion. The record is from RefSeq and is a predicted model, not a curated record. The coding region runs from base 928 to 1725 and encodes 265 amino acids. Gene Ontology annotation, cellular component: mitochondrial membrane. Lineage: Eukaryota; Metazoa; Chordata; Mammalia; Lagomorpha; Ochotonidae. Gene Ontology annotation, molecular function: ferrous iron transmembrane transporter activity. The transcript is spliced from 4 exons.
UGGUGGCGGGCGCCGUGGCGGGGAUCCUGGAGCAUUGCGUGAUGUACCCCGUUGACUGCGUCAAGGUGAGACCUGCACCUAGCUCCGAACCCGACCUGGGGCUGACCUGACCCGUUGGGAGUCCCCGUGCGGAGCCAGGAUCCCGGCCGAGAGAGCCUCCCGGGCUCCCGCCACUACCACCCGAUCGGAACCGAUACUGCGUACCAAGCAAGGUCCUGUUUCUAGCGCCAGUGAGAUCUGAAUCGGCACACAGGACCGAAAAAUCUGUCAGCCAAAGCCUUGGAUCCCACCUGGGACUAAACAGGAUAGGGUGGGCUGGGGGAUCCCGAAGCACAGGUAAGUGCUACGAACUGCAUGGAGGUGACGCCAGUGGGUGUCCAGCAGAGCCCAGACCGGACCCCUCAGCCUGCUAGCGUAGACCGGGUGUCUGGAUCUCUCUUGAAUAAGGACCUGGAUGUUGUGAGUGGCUGGGAGUCAUGUUGCAGUCGGAGUGGAGGUCCAGACUGGAAGUAAGACGGGCAAGACGCUGGUCAGGGAAACUUUCAGUUUCUCCUCGCAGUGUAAAAGCGUGGUCUCCCACUUACUUCCGGAAUAGGAAAGUAGCCAGGAUCAGGAGUGUGUGUGUGUCCGCGUGCGCGUGCUUGCAGCUGCCAAGCCAGAGAGAUGAAAACAGGCAGUUUGUGCCGUAGUCCACCUGAAGCAAAAGGAAGAAGGGCAGUGUAACCGUGUUGGAAAAGGAAGAGUAAAGAAAGUGGAAUGAGAGCAACGUGAGGACGCAAUUGCUAUGCAAAUCGUCUAAUUGUAUCUACCACCCUGCAGGAGGAUGAAUGGAUUCAGAAAGUCUGAUCUUUCUGCAGAGCCAGGGGAAGGAGGGGACCGACCAGUGUGUUUGACAGUUCUUAUUUUUCUGCAACAGUGAAAACCCGGAUGCAGAGUCUGCAGCCCGACCCAGCCGCCCGCUAUCGCAACGUGUUGGAGGCCCUCUGGAGGAUUAUAAGGACAGAGGGCCUGUGGAGGCCCAUGCGGGGGCUGAACGUCACAGCCACAGGCGCAGGGCCUGCCCACGCCCUCUAUUUCGCCUGCUACGAAAAGUUAAAAAAGACCUUGAGUGAUGUAAUCCACCCCGGGGGCAAUAGCCAUAUUGCUAAUGGUGCCGCGGGGUGUGUGGCCACAUUACUGCACGAUGCAGCCAUGAAUCCAGCAGAAGUGGUCAAGCAGAGGAUGCAAAUGUACAACUCGCCAUACCACCGGGUGACAGACUGUGUACGGGCAGUGUGGCGGAACGAAGGGGCCGGGGCCUUUUACCGCAGCUACACCACCCAGCUGACCAUGAACGUUCCCUUCCAAGCCAUUCACUUCAUGACCUACGAAUUCCUGCAGGAGCACUUUAACCCCCAGAGACGGUACAACCCCACCUCCCACGUCCUCUCCGGAGCCUGCGCAGGAGCCAUCGCUGCCGCCGCCACUACCCCACUGGACGUUUGCAAAACACUGCUCAACACCCAGGAGUCCGUGGCCUGGAACUCGAACAUUGCAGGACACAUCACAGGCUUGGCUAAUGCCUUCAGGACGGUUUAUCAAGUGGGCGGCGUGACUGCCUACUUCCGAGGGGUGCAAGCUAGAGUCAUAUACCAGAUCCCCUCCACAGCCAUCGCGUGGUCUGUGUACGAGUUCUUCAAAUACCUAAUCACCAAACGGCAAGAAGAGUGGCGAGCAGGCAAGUGAAGGAGUCCCGAACGAGGCCAGGGUUCAGACCACACCGCUGCCUCCCGCCCACGCCAGCUACAUCCUCAGGUCUCCUGGCGUGUUGCGGCCUCGCCUGGAGUUGGAAGGAAAGGUCCAGGGCUCCCCCAGCCCGGCUGCUGCUGGUUUGGCUGACGUCACUUCCUGCCAGGCCCUGCCGCCACCAUCUGCUUGCAGGCCUGAAGCGGAUGCAGCGGAUGCAGCGGAGCCCCGCACUUCAGACGGCUCUCCAUCGUGGGCCAGAGGGCCUGCUCCGGGCUGUUAUGGAGGGUUAAGCAGCACUUCCCCCUGGUUCCUAAUAAAACACCUCUAAGUUAAA